Diospyros lotus (date-plum) is the source of this 1284-nucleotide messenger RNA. RefSeq names its product nuclear cap-binding protein subunit 2. Gene Ontology annotation, cellular component: nuclear cap binding complex. The record is from RefSeq and is a predicted model, not a curated record. Lineage: Eukaryota; Viridiplantae; Streptophyta; Magnoliopsida; Ericales; Ebenaceae. Bases 329 to 1090 code for a protein of 253 amino acids. The transcript has 8 exons. Gene Ontology annotation, biological process: mRNA cis splicing, via spliceosome. Gene Ontology annotation, molecular function: RNA cap binding.
GAGGGUAGCCCUCUGCGAACCCUUCUCUCUCUGGUUUACCUUCGUCACAGCCUUCAGCUACUCUCUAUCUCUCUGACCGUCCCCUUAUCAUCGUUUCCCCUUGCCGCCUGGUUCCUUGGUGCUCGGUGCCGCCGUCGAUUCACGAACACAAAGUAGGCUGGGUCGCCGUCGAUUCACAAACACGAAUCGACGUUUCGGUGCUCGUUGCCGCCGUGGAGAUAUUGUCUCGUAAAUCACACCUCAGAGAGAUUUUUAAUGUCCACUUUCUGGUUCUGCUGAAAGGGCUUUGACGAAGAAGUAGAAUAAUUGAGGUAAUCAGUGACCAAACAUGGCUUCGUUGUUCAAGGAUCCUAACAAGCUUUCAGCCUAUCGAGACAGAAGGUUUCCAGGAACACAGGAAGAUUUUGAGCAUGCACUCCAGAUCUCGACUACUGUUUAUGUUGGCAACAUGUCCUUUUAUACUACAGAAGAACAAGUCUAUGAGCUGUUCUCUCGAGCUGGAGAAAUUAAAAAGAUAAUCAUGGGUUUAGACAAGAACACAAAAACUCCUUGUGGCUUCUGUUUUGUCCUGUACUACUCAAGAGAUGAUGCUGAAGACACUGUGAAAUAUAUAAGCGGGACAAUUCUCGAUGAUCGUCCCAUUCGUGUGGAUUUUGAUUGGGGAUUCCAAGAGGGAAGGCAGUGGGGUCGUGGUCGAAGUGGUGGACAGGUGCGGGACGAAUAUCGCACAGAUUAUGAUCCUGGUAGAGGUGGAUAUGGAAAGUUGGUCCAGAAAGAGCUGGAAGCACAAAGACAGCUGGUAGAUUAUGGUGCUGGAUCAUUGGGCUCUUUCCCACCUGUUGUGCCAUCUCACUAUGGUAGACAUGGUGGAGACCGUGGUCAUGGGGGCUCUCAUCGACAUGGUAGAGAUUACCAUCGAAAGCGACAAAGAGAAGAUGACCGCCAUGGGCCUGAGAUGUCAAAGAGAAGUUCAGAUCAUGAACCCUGGAGAAACCCUCAUCCUGACUCAAGACCGGAGAAGAAUCCUCGCUUCCGUGAGAGUGGCGACUCCGAUGAGGAUGAGGAAGAUGAUCGCAAGAGACGGCCUUAGGUGAUUUUUGUUUUUUGUUUUGCUAAGUGACGGCCUUGGGUGAUUUUCAUUUGCUGCUUUAUGAUUUAUGAAGAAAAUGGUUGUACACCUCAGCAUCCGUGAUCCAAACAAGGGAGUCCUAAUCAAAUUUAGCAUACAAUGAGUUCUACCAUCUGCUACUAGAAGCAAUCAUAUUCUUCUAUUUGAAGACCUCA